Babjeviella inositovora NRRL Y-12698 is the source of this 1562-nucleotide messenger RNA. RefSeq lists its product as uncharacterized. Gene Ontology annotation, biological process: poly(A)+ mRNA export from nucleus. NCBI's taxonomy places the organism in Eukaryota, Fungi, Ascomycota, Pichiomycetes, Serinales. The record is from RefSeq and is a predicted model, not a curated record. Gene Ontology annotation, cellular component: nucleus. Bases 332 to 1471 code for a protein of 379 amino acids. The transcript has a single exon.
GACGAUUGGGGUCACGUACAAGGCGGCGGCAACGAGACCAGCAAACUUCAAGGUCUCGUUGGUGGCUUGUUGAAGCAUCUUCUUUUCUUCUUCGGUUGGUUGAGGUUGGCCGCCGAACAUUUUGAUUGAUUAUGGAUAAGAUACACCUUUUUCCAGGCUCUCGCUGCUCUUCACCUGCUUAAAAUCGCCAUCGAAUUUUCCGCCGACGUUCCUUUUUGCUGGUGAGCACACGACCGUUAUUUUUCAAUUACCCGCUGUAUCGUACAUGUUACCACUGAUUAAUAGCAACAGGGAAACAAGGGAUACAAGACUAACAGACUACAAACACAGAAUGUCCGAUAACGAAUUAUCCCCACCCAACGAUGAUAACUCCGACUUUUCCGACUUGUCGGAUGUCGACGAAGAGCAGGUAUUGGAGGAUGACGUGGCGCAGGACUUGAUUCGUGACUUACAGUCGCAAAAGAGAAGUAAACCGGAGGGCUCACAGGCGCCGAAGAAGAAAGUCCGCAGGGUUCGGGACGAUGACAGAGAGUUGAGCGCCAGGGGCUUGCGCGAUGAAGAUGAGGGUGACUAUGCACCGGUCAUGGGCACCCAGGAGGGGUUGAGGGGCAUCCACGCCAAGAUGGACGCCGCCUUAAGAGGCAACAAGACGUCGAGAAGAAAGAAGGACGAACACGAUCUCGAGCAGAUUCAGGAUGAAUUGAUCGACAAUUUGCGCCGCCGCAUGACCGACGCCGCUAGACAGGACGCGGAGGCGGUGGAGAAGGGAGAGAUUGCAGCGAACAAAUUGUCGCUCUUGCCAGAGGUGAGGGACGUGCUCUUGCGCUCCAACUAUGCGGUGGCAAUUUUAGACAACAAUUUGCUCGAUGCUGUCAGAUUGUGGUUGGAGCCGUUGCCGGACAGAUCCUUGCCUGCAUACGAGAUCCAGAAGACGUUGUUGAGCGCGGUGCAAAACUUGCCCAUCUCCACCGACCACUUGUCGGCGUCUGGGUUGGGCAAGAUAAUGGUGUUUUAUCAGCGCUCUAAGAAGGUGGAGCCUGCGUUGAAGAAGAUCGCGGAGAGCCUCAUUGGUGAAUGGACCAGACCGAUCAUGAAGAAGUCGGACAACUACAGAAACAAGCAGAUCGAAACCACUGACUUUGACGUGAACAAGUUCUUGAACAACUAUGCGUUGAACAAGAACAAACUCACCGCCGCUGCCGAGAGUGAGCAGAAGACGUUGUACCAGGAGUCUGCCGAGAGACGUAAGAGAGCCGCGGCCCCGACCGCCAGAUCGACCGCCUACAAAAUCGCGCCAAAGGUGGACCUCUCGUCGCUUAGAAGUAACAAACCAAACGAGAUUGGCAGUGGUGCCUUGAAGGGCGAGACCUACAGAAACAUCAACAGCAGGUUGCAGAGUUUGGGUGGCAGAAAGAAGACCACCAAGAAAGGCGGUGUCAGUAUCGAGGGCAGAGGUGUCAAGUUGGCGUAGCCCCUGUGUAUUAAUAAAUGUAUUUUAAUUACGAGAACUGGUGCGUAUCUAUGGAAAGCUGGAUAUUUGAGGAGGUCAGAGUAGGGUCCGU